GUCCCACGUGCGAGUCAGGCCUCUGAGUUCUUCCCGGGCCCUGUCCCACGUGCGAGUCAGGCCUCUGAGUUCUUCCCGGGCCCUGUCCCACGUGGGAGCCAGGCCUCUGAGUUCUUCCCGGGCCCUGUCCCACGUGCGAGUCAGGCCUCUGAGUUCUUCCCGGGCCCUGUCCCACGUGCGAGUCAGGCCUCUGAGUUCUUCCCGGGCCCUGUCCCACGUGCGAGUCAGGCCUCUGAGUUCUUCCCGGGCCCUGUCCCACGUGGGAGCCAGGCCUCUGAGUUCUUCCCGGGCCCGCGCCCCGAUGCAGUUGUCCGCGCUCUGAAAACCCUGAGCCAUCGGUCGGGUCUUCAGCAGCAUCUGCUCGUGCUGGGAACGUCCGACGGCGUUUCUGACUGUGGCGCACGCGUGGCAGGCACAGAAAAGGGACGCCUUCCAGAGAACCGCCCAAAGGGCAGGCGCUGCACGUGGCGUCGGGGAGGUCGCCGGCCCGUCCAGAGCCGCCCAGUGACCCUCCCGCGCCCUCCGGGGGCCUCUGCGGACGUCGCCGCGCUGGGCACGCGCGGUUUCGCGGGAAGCCGGGGGGCAGGUUCAAGGCUGGGAAUUGAAUUUUUUCUUCAGAAGCGCCUGUGCCCACCCCGGGUUUCUCUGGGGAAAAACACGAGAUUAGUGCACUUCGCGUUUCUCUUCUUUAGAUUUCACAACUACAGGCUGCAGGCCCAGGGCCGGAACUCCCGCCUCGCCUUCCCCCAGGCUCCACACGCGUCGUCGGGCUGGGGGCGGCGCCCCGGGGACCCCGCGGUGCUAGAGUUCCCGGCGUCCCCCGAACGCCCUCCGCGACCCCCACAGAGGAGCGCCUGAGCCGCCGCGGGGCACGCCGGGAGGGCGGCGCAGGCGGGUAAUGACACUCGGGCGCCAUAUCCUGGACGCGCGUGCGCGGCGGCGGCCGAGACUCUGCUUCCCAGGGAGCCGCGCGGCGCGUCUACUUCCGGCGGGAGGCGGGGCCCGGAAGCGGCGCGCGGGGCCGGCGAAUCCCGCGGCGCCAGGUCGGAGCGGGGCCGGAGUAUGCGGGGCGGCCGGCGGUCAGCGGCGCGCGGCGCAGUCGUUUCCCCGCGGAGGUGGCGGCGGCGCGCGGCGGCUGUCCUGUGAGCGGCAGGAACGGCAGGCUGCGCGCGGGGCGGGCGGCCGAGAGGCGGGUGGGCCGGGGGCGUCGGGUACGGGGCGGCCAUGUGGAGCGGCCGCAGCUCCUUCACCAGCCUGGUGGUGGGCGUGUUCGUGGUCUACGUGGUGCACACCUGCUGGGUCAUGUACGGCAUCGUCUACACCCGCCCGUGCUCCGGCGACGCCAACUGCAUCCAGCCCUACCUGGCGCGGCGGCCCAAGCUGCAGGACAGUUAAUGUUUCUGUACCAAAGAAGACAAGAAAUAACGGGACGCUGUAUGCCUACAUCUUCCUCCAUCACGCUGGGAUCCUGCCAUGGCACGAUGGGAAGCAGGUGCACCUCGUCAGUCCUCUGACCACCUACAUGGUCCCCAAGCCGGAAGAAAUCAACCUGCUCACUGGGGCAUCUGAUGCACAGCAGCAGAUCGAGGCGGAGAAGAAGCCAGCGAGCGCCCUGGAUGAGCCGGUGUCCCACUGGAGACCGCGGCUAGCGCUGAACGUGAUGGCGGACAACUUUGUCUUCGACGGGUCCUCCCUGCCUGCCGACGUGCAUCGGUACAUGAAGAUGAUCCAGCUCGGGAAGACCGUGCAUUACCUCCCCAUCCUGUUUAUCGACCAGCUCAGCAACCGCGUCAAGGACUUGAUGGUCAUAAACCGCUCCACCACCGAGCUGCCCCUCACCGUGUCCUACGAUAAGGUCUCGCUGGGGCGGCUGCGCUUCUGGAUCCACAUGCAGGACGCCGUAUACUCCCUGCAGCAGUUUGGGUUUUCAGAGAAAGAUGCCGAUGAGGUGAAAGGAAUUUUUGUAGAUACCAACUUGUACUUCCUGGCGCUGACCUUCUUUGUGGCAGCAUUCCAUCUUCUCUUCGAUUUCUUGGCCUUUAAAAACGACAUCAGUUUCUGGAAGAAAAAGAAGAGCAUGAUUGGCAUGUCCACCAAGGCAGUGCUCUGGCGCUGCUUCAGCACUGUGGUCAUCUUCCUGUUCCUGCUGGAUGAGCAGACGAGCCUGCUGGUGCUGGUCCCGGCCGGCAUCGGAGCCGCCAUCGAGCUGUGGAAAGUCAAAAAGGCAUUGAAGAUGACUGUUGUUUGGAGAGGCCUGAGGCCCAAGUUUCAGUUCGGCACUUACAGUGAGUCUGAGAGGAAGACUGAGGAGUAUGAUACUCAGGCCAUGAAAUACUUGUCCUACCUGCUGUACCCUCUCUGCAUCGGGGGUGCUGUCUAUUCACUCCUGAACAUCAAGUAUAAGAGCUGGUACUCCUGGUUAAUCAACAGCUUUGUCAACGCCCGGCCCUCCACGCCCGUGAGUGCAGUCUGUCUUUCCGCAGGGGUCUAUGCCUUUGGCUUCCUCUUCAUGCUGCCCCAGCUCUUUGUGAACUACAAGUUGAAGUCGGUGGCACAUCUGCCCUGGAAGGCCUUCACCUACAAACUGGGCUCUCCCUCCCCCAUGUGGCCUGCAGGCUUUCAACACCUUCAUCGACGACGUGUUUGCCUUCAUCAUCACCAUGCCCACGUCUCACCGGCUGGCCUGCUUCCGGGACGACGUGGUGUUUCUGGUCUACCUGUACCAGCGGUGGCUUUAUCCUGUGGAUAAACGCAGAGUCAAUGAGUUUGGGGAGUCCUAUGAGGAGGCCACGCGGACACCCCACGCGGACUGAAGGCCGCCCACCCUUGGGGCAAGUGCACCUUGAAUUGUCAGUGAGUGUUUUUGGAAGCACCUGGCGGAAUUCCUAGACAUUGCGUCUUCUGUGUUGCCAAAAUCCCUUUGGACGUUGCUCAGACCCCUCCCAAGUUCCCUUCACAUCGUCAGAUUUGGAGCUGGAUUCGCUUAUGAUGCCCCCACCCCCCCCGCCACGUGUGAACGGACAUCUGUCUCGGUCACCAAGCUGGGCGCUGCCAGUCACCCUGAGCUAUGGUGGCUCCUGGCACGUGAGUGUCCAGUGGGGGUCAGCCAUGUCCUCACGCUGGCAGGCGCGGGAGCCCUCACAGGCAGGGGGGCUGUCGGAUUUCCAUUUCAGGUGGUUUUUAAGUGCUCCUUAUGUGACUUUCAGACACGUAUGGAAUUCAUUCCGUGUGGACUCUGGGAUCAAAGGCUCUUUCCUCUUUUGUUUGAGAGUUGAUUGUUUUAAAGCUUAAUGUAUGUAUGUUUCUAUUUUAAAAUAAAUUUUUCUGGCUGUGGCA
Messenger RNA from Callithrix jacchus (white-tufted-ear marmoset), 3336 nucleotides. It is a transcript of the gene CLPTM1L, whose product is annotated as CLPTM1 like. The record is from RefSeq and is a predicted model, not a curated record. Lineage: Eukaryota; Metazoa; Chordata; Mammalia; Primates; Cebidae. Gene Ontology annotation, cellular component: endomembrane system; membrane.